AUGGCAAGUACAGUGCCGAAAAUGAAGACUGGCGGUUGGCAACGCGUGGUGGCGUGGUGCGCCGCAGUAGCCUGCUGCCUGUGGCUGGUGAGCAUCUUCUUCUCUCCCGGCCGCCCCGCGGACACCACGGCCUCCGCCCGGGAACUCGGUGACGCCUCCAGUGGUGCAUCGGCCCAGCCGCUCCUACAGAGCACCUACGCCGCUGCCGCCGACGGCGACGCCGCCCACGCGGCCAUCCUGCAGCGCUUCCUGCAGCUGUACGGCUCGGCGCUGCCGCGCGUGUCGGAAAUUGCGGUGGCCACAGGCCCUCAGCAGUCUCAGCUGGGUGGCGACGACGGUGCAGCAGACGAAGGAUCAGAAAACUCUGACGACACUCAGCAAACUGCACAAUUCGGAAGGUCAGAUCUACCAGUAGCUACUCCCUUCCGUCAAACCGAUCAAGAGGGAGCUGGAGAGGGAGGUCCAGCUGAUGUACAAGCACCAGAAGCAAACGAACUCCGUUCUGGUAUACUCGAUAGCAACGCAGCUGCUGCCGUUCUUGGAGAAGAGCAGACGCACGAGAGGACAGCUCCUUCCAGAGUUUCACUGGAACUGACGAACCAGGCCCGAAAUAAUUACACUGCUAUUGAUUCCCAAGUGGGACGGGACUCCACUGGGGGAACGAAACCAGUGAUACAAGCGGUGAAUAGUGGCGUACCAGGGGUAAAGUAUGACUACCCAGCUGAGUGGUGGCCUUUACAGCCAGGACCGCAGCUGCCAGGUAACAUGGAGCCAGUCCAGAGUUCUCCCCAAGGUGCACCCACGGGCUACAAACAACCGUCGAACGAUGUCAGUGCGAAUGUAGACCCUAGAUGGCGAGACAGUGGAACUUUCGAAGCCUACGGUCAUUCUCCUACACAACGGCAAAGACUUCAGCACAGGACAAUACAGGUCCAGUCACCGCUGAGACCUGUUAAUAUCCCUGAAGAUAUGAUGUGGAGGUAUCCUCAAGAAUAUCCACCAGUCACCAAAAGUAAAAAUCCAGAGGUUUCGUUUCACACAAGGGAAGAAAUGCAACAACCAGUUUUAUACUAUUCAAGAUCUCCAGAGCAGUUUAACCAAAAUGGAGACUACCGAAAUUCACCUGCUAUGGCUAGCAAUAAUAUUAAUUAUCGAAGCAAAUUUGCGGCUUGGGACCCAGACUCCUACGAGGGCACAGGCAGGCACGCACAACGCUACAACGCUCUAGAAACGCCUGAGGUCGGAGGUCAGAAACUGUUUGGCCGCAGGUACUUAAGCGUCAGUGAGACAAUGUCGCACGAGCCUACAGAUACCUAUGACGAAAAUACUGGAACAAUACAAAAGGGAAGUGAUGCCACAGAGAAAAAGUCCUCAUCACAAAAUGCAGCACAGUCAAAUGAGGGCAACAACGUUCUACAUGUCACUUCUAGGAGUUUGACUAACGAGGGUUCUCGUAAUGGCAACAAUUAUGAAGUGAAAAAAGACGAACAAGUCUUUAUUCAGGAUUUAGAAGUAACGUCAGCUGACAGCCUCCAUAAGCUAGGUAAGACGGAAGGGAAGGUACUGGAUAAGAAUCCGAAUCACGUAGAAGAAAGACAAUCAGUGAUAAAAGAACAAGACGAAAGGAAAUCUGCAGGAGAAAGUGUGAAAUUACAAGAACAUUCAACUCAGUAUAAAGAAGCAAAAAAUGUCGCGAAGGUGAAGAGCGAGAAUGUCAUUCAGAAGAAAGCUGGUGUAAUUAGGGAGAAGAACGAGGGGCUGAAAGAGAAGUUGGAGUGCCCUGACGGCGACCUGGUGAGUGUACAGGACGGAGGCCGGCUCGGUAACAAGCUGUGGGAGUACGCGGCAGUCUGGGCCCUCCCCAGGGUCCUGCCGGAGCUCAACAAGACGGCGGUGGUGCCGCGGUCGCUGCUGCGGGCGCUCUCCAAAGUGUUCCACAACCUGUCGCUGCCCGCGCUCGAGGACCUACCGGAGGACUGCCCCGCCAGACGUCGCCUGGAGGCGUCAGAGCCGGUGAAGCGCUGGCGCCUGGAGCCGCUGUCGCGCGCGCUGCCGGCCUUCGCGGGGCGGCCGCUACUGCUGCACCGCUGGAUCGUGCUGGCGGAGCCGGUGCUGGCGCGCCUCGACGAGCUGCGGGCCAGCGACUUCCGGCUGCGCCCGGACCUGGAGGCAGGUGCCCAGCGGGCGCUCUGGGCCCUGCGCAGGCGCAGCGGCGUCCCGGACCGCGCGCGCGUCACCUUCGUGGGCGUCCACGUGCGCCGCACCGACUUCUCCUCCUGGCUGCCGCGCGUCUACAACCGCUCGCUGGCCGACGAGUCCUACUUCUCGGCGGGCAUGGCGCUGUGCCGCGCCAGGGCACGGCUGUGGAAGGGCGGCCGCGCGCUGUUCGCCGUGGCCAGCGACGACCCCGCCUGGUGCGAGCGCCACCUGGCGGACGGCGGCGCCAGCCGCGACGUGCUGGUGGCGCGCGGGGGUUCCCCGGAGCAGGACCUGGCGCUGCUCGCCGCCUGCAACCAGUCGCUGCUCGACUACGGCACCUUCGGCCAAUGGGCGGCGCUCCUGGCUGGCGGGCCGGCCGUCUCGCUGAGGCUCGACCCGCACGUCGACGAGCACCUGGCGCGCAUGCCGGGGUGGACGCUCGCAUGAUGACUGUGGUUCCAUCUGCCAUAGAUCACAACUCG
Schistocerca serialis cubense is the source of this 2681-nucleotide messenger RNA. RefSeq lists its product as uncharacterized. Bases 1 to 2646 code for a protein of 881 amino acids. The record is from RefSeq and is a predicted model, not a curated record. NCBI's taxonomy places the organism in Eukaryota, Metazoa, Arthropoda, Insecta, Orthoptera, Acrididae. Gene Ontology annotation, cellular component: membrane. The transcript has 3 exons. Gene Ontology annotation, biological process: carbohydrate metabolic process. Gene Ontology annotation, molecular function: galactoside 2-alpha-L-fucosyltransferase activity.